GCUGAACGCUCUGGAAUACCAUGCUGCCUCGCUGUGCUACACGGGUGUGCAAUGUGUUUGUGCUGGUGCUGUGUCUGUCUACGGCUGAGGACUUCGACUGGACAAAGAGCGACCGCGGCUCCUUCUAUUAUGGCACUUUUCCAACUGGAUUUUCGUGGGGUGCCGGCAGUUCAGCCUAUCAAACAGAAGGAGCCUGGGACAAAGAUGGAAAAGGACUGAGUAUCUGGGAUGUCUUCUGCCAUAAGAAGGGAAGAAUCUACCAGAAUGAGACUGGAGACUCCUCAUGUGAAGGCUACUACAAAGUCAAGGAUGACAUCAGUCUCAUAAAGGAGUUAAAACUGAACCACUAUCGUUUCUCCAUCUCCUGGCCAAGGAUCUUGCCCACCGGCAUUAAAUCUGACCAUGUGAAUGAGAAAGGAAUUAAGUACUAUGACAUCCUGUUAGACCAGCUUCUGGAAAAUAACAUCACACCAAUCGUCACCCUGUAUCACUGGGAUUUGCCACAGGUUUUACAGGAGAAAUACGGUGGAUGGCAGAACAUCAGUAUGGUGAAUUAUUUCAAUGAGUUUGCCAACCUUUGCUUUGAAAGAUUUGGAAACCGUGUGAAAUACUGGAUAACAUUCAAUAACCCUUGGGUAAUGGCAGUGGAGGGUCAUGAGACUGGAGAACACGCUCCAGGACUGAAACUCAGAGGGACUGGAGCCUACAGGGCUGCACACCACAUCAUUAAAGCACAUGCUAAGGUUUGGCACACAUAUGACACUCAGUGGCGGAGCAAGCAAAAAGGUAUGGUUGGGAUUUCUCUGUCUGGGGACUGGGGAGAGCCUGUGGACAUAACUAACCAGAAGGAUAUUGAGGCAGCUGAGAGAUAUGUCCAGUUCUACAUGGGUUGGUUUGCCACGCCCAUCUUUCAUGGAGACUACCCCCAAGUGAUGAAGGACUUCAUAGGCAAGAAGAGUUCCCAACAGGGACUGGGGACAUCUCGUCUACCAACCUUUUCCUCCCAGGAGAAGAGCUACAUCAAGGGCACUUGUGACUUCCUGGGCGUGGGACACUUCACCACGCGCUAUAUCACUCAGAAGACUUACCCGGCAGGACGUAUCAGCACCUACUUCACUGACCGCGACUUGGCUGAGCUGGUGGACCCUAGUUGGCCAGAUCCUGGCUCCGAGUGGCUCUACUCUGUACCUUGGGGUUUCCGUCGCCUGCUCAACUUUGUAAAGAGUCAAUAUGGAAAUCCAAUGAUCUACAUCACUGAGAAUGGAGUUUCUGAGAAGAUGAUGUGCACUGAGCUGUGCGAUGAAUGGAGGAUACAAUAUCUCAAAAGUUACAUCAAUGAGAUGUUGAAAGCUAUCAGGGAUGGUGUGAAUGUAAAAGGCUACACGGCGUGGUCUUUGCUGGAUAAGUUUGAGUGGGACGAGGGCUAUUCUGAAAGGUUUGGUCUGUACUACGUGGACUUCAGAAACAAGAAUAAACCACGUUACCCAAAGGCAUCUGUUCAGUUCUACAAACGCAUUAUCAGCUCCAAUGGCUUUCCCAAUCAGAGAGAGGUUGAAAACUGGAAGAGGAAGGCCAUGGAAACUUGCUCCUCCAGCAACCAGCUUCUGGCAGCAGAUCCCCUGACCAGCCAUAUGGAGAUGGUAACAGAGAUUGUGGUCCCAACUGUGUGCACGCUGUGUAUUCUGCUCAGUGCAGUCUUUCUCAUGUUCUUACUGCGCAGACGCAACUAGCACACCGCGCUAGCAAAACAUUGAGUCACAUACACACAGUGACAGUGAAAUCAUGCCUUAGGUCUGUUCACUCCC
Molecule: messenger RNA, 1805 nt
Organism: Chanos chanos (milkfish)
Lineage: Eukaryota; Metazoa; Chordata; Actinopteri; Gonorynchiformes; Chanidae
Gene: lctlb
Product: lactase-like b
Exons: 13
Coding region: 21-1730 (569 amino acids)
Biological process (GO): carbohydrate metabolic process
Molecular function (GO): hydrolase activity, hydrolyzing O-glycosyl compounds
Source: RefSeq, a predicted model, not a curated record